AUGAACUGCCAUGAACAACUCAAGACUGUUGCUGCAAUGGUGGCUGUUAAUUUUGCAAUAUCAGUGGCGAAUGUACUUAUUAAGAUGAUCCUCGACCAAGGAGCAAACCAUUUGGUUGUCAUCACAUACAGACAGUCUAUUUCUACUGUUUUUAUAUCCGCCGUAGCCUUCUUUCUGGAAAGGAAAAGCAGGCCAAAGCUCACAUUUCGGAUUUUAUGUCACAUUUUCGCUAGUGCCUUACUCGGGGCAACUCUCACGCAAUACUUCUUCCUUCUUGGCCUUAAAUACACAUCUGCUACUUUUUCUUGUGCUUUCAUCAACUUGGUGCCUGCAAUCACAUUCAUACUGGCAUUGGUAUUCAAGCUAGAGAAAGUGAACUUAGGAAGCAAGUGUGGGAGAGCUAAGGUGUUGGGGACAUUCAUUUGCAUUUGUGGAGCCUUAUUGCUGGGGCUUUACAGAGGGAUGCCAUUAACAAACCCUGCAUAUCCCCAAGCAGAAAUCCCUGGAACAAGCCAUGCCAAGACCAGCAUUUCAUCCCACAGGACAAAGAGCUGGGCCACCGGUUCAAUGGUUUUGACAGCAGCAAGUCUCACUUGGUCUUCAUGGUUCCUUCUACAAGCCGGAAUUAGCAAGAAGUACCCCUGCCAAUAUUCUAGUACCGCGAUACUGUCCUUCUUCAGUGCCACCCAGGCAGCUAUCUUAAGUUCAAUUUUGGAUAGGGACCUCUCCUCGUGGAUUCUGAAAGGGAAGUUAGAGAUCUCUAGUGUCAUCUUUGCUGGGAUUGUGGGAUCAGGCUUGUGCUAUGGGUUAAUGUCAUGGUGUGUAAAUAAAAAAGGCCCGGUCUUCACUGCAGCAUUCACCCCUUUCAUACAGAUAUUUGUAGCCAUCUUUGAUUUCUCUAUCCUGCAUGAACAAAUCCACCUUGGAAGUGUUCUGGGAUCAAUCCUAGUCAUAGCUGGUUUGUACAUUCUUCUGUGGGGUAAAAGCAAGGAGGAAGAGGAUUGUGUGAUGAAGCAGUCCCAAGUAGCUGAAGAAGAUCCAGAAUGUGAUAUGGCCCCACAAGUUGUCCCAAUCACUGGAACUCAAUGA
This is a messenger RNA of Vitis vinifera (wine grape), 1089 nucleotides long. Its product is annotated as WAT1-related protein At3g30340-like. Gene Ontology annotation, cellular component: plasma membrane. The transcript has 6 exons. NCBI's taxonomy places the organism in Eukaryota, Viridiplantae, Streptophyta, Magnoliopsida, Vitales, Vitaceae. The record is from RefSeq and is a predicted model, not a curated record. Gene Ontology annotation, molecular function: transmembrane transporter activity. The coding region runs from base 1 to 1089 and encodes 362 amino acids.